Messenger RNA from Aspergillus niger, 1188 nucleotides. RefSeq lists its product as uncharacterized. Gene Ontology annotation, biological process: epoxide metabolic process. Lineage: Eukaryota; Fungi; Ascomycota; Eurotiomycetes; Eurotiales; Aspergillaceae. The transcript is spliced from 7 exons. Gene Ontology annotation, molecular function: epoxide hydrolase activity. Bases 1 to 1188 code for a protein of 395 amino acids. The record is from RefSeq and is a predicted model, not a curated record.
AUGGCACUCGCUUACAGCAACAUUCCCUUGGGUGCGACCGUCAUCCCAUCCCCCUUUCAAGUUCAUAUUUCAGACGAGCAAAUCGAGGAGCUACAGCUAUUGGUCAAGCUGUCGAAGCUCGCGCCUCCUACAUACGAAGGCCUUCAGCAGGAUCGUAGAUAUGGCAUAACCAAUGAAUGGCUUGCCAAUGCAAAGGAAGCUUGGAAGAGCUUUGACUGGCGCCCAGCGGAAAGCCGCAUCAACAGCUUCCCUCAGUUCACCUAUGAUAUCGAGGGCCUGACUAUUCAUUUUGUGGCGUUGUUUUCUGAGAAGAAGGAUGCAAUCCCUAUCGUUCUCCUCCAUGGCUGGCCAGGCAGUUUUCUCGAGUUUCUCCCCGUUCUGACUUCAAUCCGGGACAAAUAUAGCCCUGAAACCUUGCCAUACCAUAUAGUGGUCCCGUCACUUCCGGGAUUUACGUUCUCGUCCGGUCCUCCGCUGGAUGUCAACUUCAAUGGCGAGGAUACAGCCCGCGUCAUCAACAAGGUGAUGCUCAAUCUCGGUUUCGAGGAUGGCUAUGUGGCACAAGGCGGAGAUAUUGGGUCAAAGAUCGGUCGCAUACUUGCAGUUGAUCAUGAUGCUUGCAAAGCCGUGCAUUUGAAUGCCUGCUAUAUGGGCAAGCCAUCGAGCAUACCAGACACGGCUAUUACUGAGGAAGACAAACGCGCGCUGGCUCGUGCACAGUGGUUUGCUACCUUUGGCAGUGGUUAUGCUGUCGAGCAUGGUACUCGACCCAGCACUAUUGGCAAUGCGCUAUCCACAAGUCCAGUCGCUCUGCUCUCCUGGAUCGGAGAGAAGUUCCUCGAUUGGGCUGGUGAAACCAUUCCCUUAGAGACUAUCCUAGAAUCUGUGACUUUGUACUGGUUUACUGAGACCUUCCCCCGGUCUAUCUACCACUAUCGGGAGAACUUCCCGCCGCCCAAGCUGAGACAUGCCGAAGACCCCCGAUGGUACAUUCGCAAGCCGUUUGGCUUUUCAUAUUAUCCGAUGGAGCUUGUACCCACCCCACGCGCUUGGGUUGAGACAACAGGAAACCUGGUGUUCUGGCAGGCUCAUGAGAAGGGAGGACAUUUUGCAGCGCUGGAAAGGCCCCAGGAUUACCUUGAUGAUUUGACGGCGUUCUGUGAACAAGUAUGGGCUGGUAGAAAAUGA